GACUAUGGAGUUAAAUUGUUUUUGUAUCGUACACAAUACCUAGUUGAUGUUGUCAACGAAAAGGUGGGUCGGGUUUUGAAACUUGACUCGAUCCAAAAUGGCAAUGCCUGGAGAGGAAUGGACAUGCUGAUUUUCAACACGUGGCAUUGGUGGACCCACAAUGGAAGAAGCAAACCAUGGGAUUACAUGCAAGAAGGGGCCACAUUGCAUAAAGAUAUGAACCGCUUGAUUGCUUACUAUAAAGGGUUGACUACGUGGGCCAGAUGGGUUAACAUAAACGUUGAUCCUUCCAAAACCAAAGUCUUCUUCCAAGGAAUUUCUCCCACUCAUUACGAAGGCGGGGACUGGAAUGAACCAUCAAAAUCAUGCACUAGAGAGAGACAACCAUUCUUCGGUUCAAGGUACCCCGCAGGCACACCUUUGGCUGCCAUUGUCGUCAACAAAGUGUUGAGCAGGAUCAAAAAGCCAGUGUAUUUACUCGACAUAACAACGCUCUCACAAUAUCGAAAGGAUGCACACCCCACUUAUUACAGUGGUGAUCAUCCCGGCUUGGACUGCAGCCACUGGUGUCUCCCCGGAUUACCCGAUACUUGGAACCAGCUCCUCUAUGCAGCUCUCAUUAGUUGA
Messenger RNA from Ilex paraguariensis (yerba mate), 627 nucleotides. The record is from the annotation of a GenBank genome assembly. Lineage: Eukaryota; Viridiplantae; Streptophyta; Magnoliopsida; Aquifoliales; Aquifoliaceae.